AUGACUGCUCCGGCCUUCUCUGCCAUAUCGGACGUGGGAUCCUUCCCCGAUCUCUCCCACGAGCUUUCCUAUGCCUCUCUGAUCCCCACCCUGGUCUCUCCCUCUUUUCAGAGGAAUAUUCUUCCCAGCGCCCCUCCCUUCGGCCCGAUCCGUGGCGUACAGGUCUGUCAUAUUCUCCUUCUUCCUUGCUCUCCAUAUCAUGCUCAGGCAUCAUCUCCCGUCGCCUACUCUGCUUCUCACCUCUCCUUCUCUGCCCCCGGUCGUCCUGCUUCUCCCUCACCUCCAAAUCAGGCUCCUCUUCCUCUCCUCCUUUUCCCUUUUCUCCCUCCUUCUCGCAGAGGACCCUUCCCCCCAUCUCUCAUGCUUACCGUCUUGGUGCCGUGUCUGAGCGUCUCCGACCUCUUCUCCUUCACUCUCUAUCUCCCUCUCUGGCGAUCUCUCCCAUCGCUCGUGCUGCUCGUCAACUCUCCUUUUCAGCUUCUCCUUCUCUAUCUCCCCUUUUGGCGACCUCUCCCCUCUUCUGCGCUGCUCCUCAUCGCUGCUUCUCAUCUCCUCCCUCCCCUCCUUCCUCCCAGGGGAAUCUUCUUCACAAUGUCUCCCUCGUCCGCCCGCUCCUCGGCGCCCAUGAUCCUCUCUUCUCCUUUCCUUGUCACUUCCCGUGUCCUCCACUGGGGACUCCUCUCGCCGGUGGUGCUCUUCCUCACCACUUCUCCUUUGUCUCUCUCUCUCUUGCCUCCCCCUUACCUCUCCAUCAGGUUCCUGCACAAACCCUGCUCCCGCGCACGGGUACAAUUUUCUUUCUUCACGGCGCGCUCUCGCAUCUGCCCUCGAGAUGUACUGCGACGAACGCUCACUGCCCCUGACAUGCACUUCUCUCUCCUCCUUCCGCUGCCGUGCUGGCGAGCGCUGUGCGCGCCUCUUGUCGCGAUCGUCUUCCCCUUCCUCUCCCUGCUGCUCUGGUGA
This is a messenger RNA of Closterium sp. Naga37s-1, 963 nucleotides long. The record is from the annotation of a GenBank genome assembly. NCBI's taxonomy places the organism in Eukaryota, Viridiplantae, Streptophyta, Zygnematophyceae, Desmidiales, Closteriaceae.